Molecule: messenger RNA, 1814 nt
Organism: Arabidopsis arenosa
Lineage: Eukaryota; Viridiplantae; Streptophyta; Magnoliopsida; Brassicales; Brassicaceae
Source: the annotation of a GenBank genome assembly
AGAUGCUCCUUCAAUCUCAACCAUGAGCUCGUUUUAUCUUUCUUCUUCUCCAAUUUUUAAACUUCAGUGGCACGCAAACCCUAAACCUAAACCUAGUCGUCCUAUUGUUUCUCUACCACUCUGUCGUCUUCAUGCCAACUGUUAUUCGUGGAGAUUAUCUUGUAACCUUGCUCAACAUGGUCUCGAGUUGGAGGAAACUGUUGAGGAGGAUGAAAUCCCUCAAGUUCUGGAAUUACCUACAGAGGAGGAGCCAAAUUUCGACAAGGAAACGAUUGCUUCUCCAUCGAAAAUGUUGAGGAAGAAAAAAGGAGAUGAAGAGAGCUUGGACGAUAGAUUCAAGCUCAGAAAUGGAAAGGAGAUUUUUGAAGAGAAGGCAUAUCUAGUGGGCGUGGAAAGAAAGGGUGAUGGAGAAUGUUUGUUUAAUAUAGAGGAGUCUCUUGAGGAACUAGAACAGCUUGCGGAUACUGCUGGGCUUGCGGUGGUUGGUUCUACAUAUCAAAAGCUAGCUUCGCCAAAUCCUAGAACAUACAUUGGUUCGGGAAAGGUUGCAGAGAUAAAAAGUGCAAUCAAUGCAUUGGACGUUGAGACCGUGAUAUUUGACGAUGAACUAUCACCAGGACAAUUGCGUAACCUGGAAAAGGCCUUUGGUGGGGAAGUUCGAGUUUGUGACCGCACUGCCCUUAUCUUGGACAUUUUCAACCAAAGGGCCGCAACUCAUGAAGCAGCCUUGCAGGCAAUGAUGACCAUUGUUGCUCUAGCACAAAUGGAAUACCAGUUACCACGAUUGACUAGAAUGUGGACUCACCUUGAGCGUCAAUCAGGUGGACAAGUUAAGGGCAUGGGAGAAAAACAAAUUGAAGUUGAUAAGCGAAUCUUGCGUACUCAAAUUGGAGUUCUCAAAAAGGAGUUGGAAUCUGUAAGAAAACAUCGAAAGCAGUAUAGAAGCCGGCGUGUUGCUAUACCUGUUCCUGUUGUAUCUUUGGUCGGUUACACAAAUGCUGGAAAGAGUACACUUUUGAACCAAUUGACCGGUGCUAAUGUUCUCGCUGAAAAUCGUUUGUUUGCGACUCUUGAUCCAACUACGAGAAGGGUUCAGAUGCAAAACGGGAAGGAAUUUCUUCUCACAGAUACUGUUGGUUUUAUCCAAAAGUUGCCAACCACCCUGGUUGCUGCUUUCAGAGCAACACUUGAAGAAAUAGCAGAGUCAAGCCUUUUGGUGCAUGUUGUUGACAUCAGCCACCCACUGGCAGAGCAACAAAUAGAAGCUGUGGAAAAGGUUAUGUCAGAACUCGACGUUUCAUCAAUUCCAAAGUUGGUCGUGUGGAAUAAGGUUGAUAGAGUGGAUGAUCCUCAAAAGGUCAAGCUGGAAGCAGAGAAGAGUGGGGAUACAAUUUGUAUAUCUGCUCUGACUGGAGAAGGACUAGAUGACUUCUGCAAUGCUGUUCAUGAGAAGCUCAAGGAUUCAAUGGUUUGGGUUGAAGCCCUUUUGCCUUUUGAUAAGGGGGACCUUCUAAGCACCAUACACAAGGUUGGAAUGGUGAAAGAAACAGAAUAUACAGAGAAUGGGACGCUUAUCAGGGCUCAUGUUCCACUUCGUUUUGCACAGCUGCUUAAACCUAUGAGACACUUGGUCAAAGAUACUUCCAUAAGCCAAAAAGGGUGAACCAGAAUCAUAGCAAGAACCUGAAGGCCUGCCUUUUGAUCAGAAUCGGAGGCUACGUGUGUUCGGCCAAAGCAUCCGAAAGCAAAAGGAGUUGAAACAACCUCCUGAACAUAUACACCACAAAGAAUGACAGUAAGGAAUAUUCGUAGGU